Messenger RNA from Labeo rohita (rohu), 2430 nucleotides. Its product is annotated as protein NLRC3. The annotation marks the transcript as partial. The record is from RefSeq and is a predicted model, not a curated record. The transcript has 4 exons. NCBI's taxonomy places the organism in Eukaryota, Metazoa, Chordata, Actinopteri, Cypriniformes, Cyprinidae.
GUCAAAGUGAAAGUAAAAGCAACUCGCAUCGGAUUACUUGACAGCAUCUUGCAAGAUUCAUAACCAGAAAAUACCUUCACAUGUUGCGGCCUGAAAUCAAGUCUCAUCCAGCAGGAAAAGAAGCAGAAAAACAUGUAAAAUGAGUGUCUACGAGGAGAAAGAGCAGGACACUCCUGUAGACACUCGUAGAGCAGCAUCUCCAGGAUUCAGCUGUGUGUCUAUGAAGAGUAACAACUCCAUGCUUCAGCCCCCUGAACUCAGUGAUGGACCUGCUGUGAAAAGAAGCAGAAAAGCCUGUAAAAUGAGUGUCUACGAGGAGAGAGAGGAGGAGAAACCUGACUGUGAAAUGAGUGUGUAUGAGGAGAAAGAGCAGGACACUCCUGUAGACACUCGUAGAGCAGCAUCUCCAGGAUUCAGCUGUGUGUCUAUGAAGAGUAACAACUCCAUGCUUCAGCCCCCUGCACUCAGUGAUGGACCUGCUGUUGGUGGGAGAGAUGACCAGAUCAGACGUGUGUCCUGUCAGAAAUGCAAGUCCUCACACUGUCACUGUCACAUCAGUCAUCAUGACACAGAAACAGAUCUGCAGCUCAAUUCUCACCAACCAGUGCAUGAUGAUCUGCAGAGAGUCAAAGACCAGCACAAAACCAGCAUGAAGAGCAAGUAUGAGUGCUUAUUUGAGGGAAUCAAACUACAAGAGAAUCAAACCCUCCUGGACAGGAUUUACACACAGCUGUACAUCAUAGAGGGAGAAAGUAAAGGGGUGAAUGAAGAACAUGAGGUGCUACAGAUGGAGAAAAGUUACAGGACACUCCAAGACACUCCAAUCAACUGCAAUGACAUCUUUAAUCCUUUACCUGAACAAGGAUAUGAGGAGAAGACAAGAGAGAUGAAAGACGAAAUAAAGACCAAAAUAAAGACUGUUCUUACUAAAGGCAUCGCUGGAAUUGGAAAAACCGUCUCUGUGCAGAAGUUCAUUCUGGACUGGGCCGAAGGAAAAGACAAUCAGGAUGUAGAUUUCAUGUUUGUGCUUCCAUUUCGAGAGCUGAACUUGAUUAAAGAUCAUCAGUACAGUCUUCACAGACUUCUGAUUGGCUUUUAUACUGAACUUCAAGACCUGGACUCAAAGAUUUAUAAUGAUUGUAAAGUUGUGUUCAUCUUUGAUGGUCUGGAUGAAAGCAGAAUUUCACGGAUGUUUUCAGACAGUCAGAAAGUUUCUGAUGUGACUGAGAUUUCAUCAGUGAGUGUGUUGAUGUCAAACCUCAUGAAAGGAGAUCUGCUUCCCUCUGCUCUCAUCUGGAUCACCACCAGACCAGCAGCAGCCAAUCAGAUCCCCUCUAAAUACAUCAACCGUGUGACAGAAAUUCAGGGUUUCAAUGACCCUCAGAAGGAGGAAUAUUUCAGGAAGAGGAUCAGUGAUGAGCAUCAAGCCAGCAGAAUCAUCUCACACAUCAGAAGAGCAAGAAGCCUCCAUAUCAUGUGUCACAUACCCGUCUUCUGCUGGAUCUCAGCCACUGUGCUUCAAAACCUCCUGAAACAAGAUCUCAGUGCAGAAAUCCCUCAAACUCUGACUGAAAUGUACAUCCACUUCCUGCUCAUUCAAACACGUAUGAGGAACCAGAAAUAUGAAGAGAGAGAUCCAGAGAAACUUCUGCAGUCCAACCGCAAAAUUAUUGUGAAACUUGCUGAAGUAGCUUUCAAUCAGCUGAUGAAGGGCAAUGUAAUCUUUUAUGAGAAGGACCUGAGAGAGAGCGGCAUUGACGUCACUGAUGCCUCAGUGUAUUCUGGGAUUUGCACUGAGAUCUUUAGGGAGGAAUCUGUGAUUAAUCACAGGAAGGUUUACAGCUUUGUACAUCUGAGUUUUCAGGAGUUUUUUGCAGCACUGUAUGUGUUUUACUGCUAUUUACACAAGAACAGUGAGAUUCUGAAAAUGUUCCUGACUGGAAUGUCCAGAACUCAGUGUAAAAAUGUUCCUCUGGAUGAGUUUCUGAAGGGAGCAAUGAAUAAAGCCUUGAGCAGUAAAAAUGGACACCUGGAUCUUUUCCUUCGAUUUCUUCAUGGCAUCUCACUAGACAAUCAGAGACUCUUACAGGAUGUACUGAUACACACAGAGAACAACCCAAAGAGCAUCAAGAAGAUAAUCCACAACCUCAAACAAGAUCAACAUAACAAUGUCAGCCCUGACAGAUGGAUAAAUCUGUCACACUGCUUGAUUGAGAUGAAGGAUAACUCUGUUGUUGAAGAAAUGCAGGCAUUUUUAAACUCUAAAACAAAAACUGAAAGUCUUUCUCUUACACAAUGCUCAACUUUGGCAAACAUAAUCCUGAUGUCAGAGGAGGUGCUGGAUGAGCUUGACCUUAACAAGUACAACUUCAAGACAACAGUGUGUCGAUGGAGACUGUUACCUGCUGUGAGGAACUGCAGAAAAGCUCU